AAGACACUCUCAGACAGAGCUCAUAUAGGAUGAGUGAGAGAGAGAGAGAGAGAGAGAGAGAGAGAGAGAGAGAGAGAGAGAGCGAGCGAGAGAGAGAGAGAGAGAGAGAGAGAUACUUAAGCCUGCGUUUUAGCAUUAUUUUACCAGAAUGGAGUGAGAAGAUGAUCAACUAGUAGAUCCGAACAGCCUUUUCAGGUCCAUGCUUGGAUAUGCAUAUCUUUUCAUCUCCGCUUUGAGUUUCAAUACUGACACUUCCACUUGUCAAGACAGUCCAGACGCACCGGUGUCAGAGCACAUAUGGGGCUCACCGCAGCAUUGCCCGGAAGAUGUGUAUCACUGCUCCGCGGCUGAGAUCUGUGUCGCCUGCGCCCAUCGUGGGAUCGGAUCCCUCGGUUCAUGUCUGCGCUCUGCGCCCCGUGUCAUUCCCAGUGAACUGAGAUGGCUCUUUGCGCGGAAGUGCGACACACACGGAGAUCGCUGGAGGGGAAUUGGACACAUCUAGUUUUAAUUACGACCUAUUGCUUUUUUUGUGUAUUACCACUGAAGCAACUUUGCGCGUUCCCCUCUUCGCUGAGCGACUGUCAAACACCCACCGGUUGGAACUGCUCCGGGUUUGAAGAGCAGGACACAGAUCUUUUUCUUUGUGACACGAACACAUGCAAGUUCGACGGAGAGUGUCUGCGAAUCGGGGACACGGUGACAUGCAUCUGUGAUUUCAAGUGCAGCAGUGACUAUGCUCCAGUCUGUGGAUCUAAUGGAGAAGGCUACGAGAACCACUGUCUCCUGCGGAAAGAUGCCUGUAAACUCCAGACAGAGGUGCUGUUGGUGUCAGAGGGUGCCUGUCCUGUCGAUACUGGCUCUGGAUCAGGAGAUGAUGUUAAUGAAGGUUCUGCAGAGAUCAGUCAGAAGGAGACAUCGACGUGCGAUAUUUGUCAGUUCGGGGCUGAAUGUGACGAGGAUUCAGAAGACGUGUGGUGUGUGUGCAACAUUGAUUGCUCCCAUAUCAGCUUUAAUCCGGUUUGUGCAUCAGACGGCCGUUCCUAUGACAACCCCUGUCAGGUAAAAGAGGUGUCGUGUCAGAAACAGGAAAGGAUUGAGGUCAGAUACCUCGGACAUUGUAAGGAGGAGAAAGACCAGGUGAGUGAGGUACCCUGGGGUCUUUACAUCCCGUGUCCGGAGCGUUACAAGAACUACUGUGUCCAUGGAGAAUGCGAGUAUCCUAGCAACCUCUCGCCCCCAACUUGCAGUUGUCAUUCAGGCUUCAUUGGUCCGCAGUGUGACACGAAGGACUAUAAUGUGAUGUACGUGGUUCCUGGUUCUGGAAAACUCCGCUACAUUCUGAUUGCAUCUAUCAUCGGUGCUCUGCAAGUGGCCAUCAUCUGCCUCGUAGUGCUUUGCAUCGCACGAAGGUGUCCACGUGGGAAUCGGAUAGCACGGCAAAAACAAAACGUUCCAAACUUCAACACGGAAAACACCCUGCGGGCCUCAACCAGACUCAUCUGAUGAACCCUGAAACCUUCAGAGUGACAUGUGCUAAAGAAAGCAGAGAAUGGCCCCAGGGAUUUGGGGAACACACACCCCUCCAGACAAGUGAUGCUGGGUGUAUAAGAACUGAAGUAGGACUCCAAGCCGUGUGCAAACGUUAUCGCCCCAUGUUUUCCAUUGGGCAUAAAUGGGACAGACCUCACAGGACAGGCCUACUUCAGAUUUGCCACUGGCCUGCAGGCUUGAAUAAGGCUUAUUGGGAAAGAUAAGAGUCAGUCACCUUUGUUGAGGUGUCAGAACAUACAGCCACAGCAAGGGGAUAUCAGAAACACCCUAUCCCUGGGGCUGCAACAAUCUGGAUAAGAGGAGCGCUUGUCGAUGGACGGAUGGAUGGAUGGAUGGACGGACAUUUAAACUGGAGAGGUGUGCCACAUGUUGCCUUGUAUUUGUUGUCAAUGACACCAUUGAAGAAAAGUGUCCUCCAAGGCUCUUUUUGUUUAUGUAUUAAAUAUAUUUCCAAUAGGUUAACUUUCUUGUGAUGGUGUUUUUCGUUGUUUUUAUUC
Messenger RNA from Xyrauchen texanus (razorback sucker), 2048 nucleotides. Its product is annotated as tomoregulin-2-like. Gene Ontology annotation, molecular function: protein binding. The transcript is spliced from 9 exons. The coding region runs from base 439 to 1503 and encodes 354 amino acids. The record is from RefSeq and is a predicted model, not a curated record. Lineage: Eukaryota; Metazoa; Chordata; Actinopteri; Cypriniformes; Catostomidae.